Molecule: messenger RNA, 2526 nt
Organism: Hemiscyllium ocellatum (epaulette shark)
Lineage: Eukaryota; Metazoa; Chordata; Chondrichthyes; Orectolobiformes; Hemiscylliidae
Product: gastrula zinc finger protein XlCGF26.1-like
Exons: 4
Coding region: 175-1983 (602 amino acids)
Biological process (GO): regulation of transcription by RNA polymerase II
Molecular function (GO): RNA polymerase II cis-regulatory region sequence-specific DNA binding; DNA-binding transcription factor activity
Source: RefSeq, a predicted model, not a curated record
AAAGUUUUUUGGUUCCUGUUUAAGUACGUUUUCAGCAUCAGUGGGACUGGAUGAGAGACCCUACUGUUGCAGUGCACUUGAGUGUGAAGCCAGAAACAGCUCUACAGCCUGGAAAGAGGAAUUCACGGUGAGGAGGGGCUCUACACGCAUUUGUGUACAGCUGGAGCUUCGGCCAUGGAGAAACCUGAGGAAUCCCACCCCGAGGAGGAAUCGUGGAAGUGUGGUGACUGCGGGAAAGGCUUCCGUGCUCCAUCUGCCCUGGAGAUUCAUCGGCGCAGUCACACCGGAGAGAGGCCAUUCAUCUGCCCCAAGUGUGGGAAGGCCUUCAGCAAUUCCUCUGCCCUUAUGAGGCACCGGUGGGUCCACACAGGGGAGAGGCCCUUCAGCUGCCCUGAUUGUGGGAAGGACUUCAGUUAUUCUUCUGACCUGCAGACCCAUCGACGGGUCCACACGGGGGAGAGGCCGUUCUCCUGCACUGUGUGUGGGAAGGCCUUCAGCACCUCCUCCACCCUCCUGACCCACUGGCGGGUCCACACUGGGGAGAGGCCAUUCACUUGUUCCGAGUGCAGGAAGGGAUUCACUCAGGAGGGCAAGUUGCGGAUGCACCAGCGGGUCCACACUGGGGAGAAGCCUUUCAGCUGCCCCGAGUGUGGGAAGGCCUUCAACGAUUCCUCUUCCCUUCAGACCCACAAGUGGGUCCACACGCAGGAGAGGCCGUUCCCCUGCACAGAGUGCGGCAAGCUCUUCAGCAAUUCCUCCACCCUGCUGAAGCACCAGCGGGUCCACACAGGGGAGAGGCCCUUCAGCUGCCCCGAGUGUGGGAAGGGCUUUACCCAGAUGUCCGUCCUGCUGAUCCACCAGCGGAUCCACAUCGGUGAGAAGCCUUUCUGCUGCCCUGAGUGUGGGAAGGGAUUCACUCAGAAGGGCAACUUGCGCACGCACCAGCGGGUCCACACCGGGGAGAGGCCCUUCAGCUGCCCCAAGUGCGGAAAUGCCUUCAGCGAUUCCUCCACCCUACUGAAGCACCAACGGGUCCACACAGGGAAGAAGCCAUUCCCCUGCCCCGAGUGUGGGAAGGCCUUUAGCAAUUCCUCCGACCUGCUGAAGCACCAGCGUGUCCACACGGGGGAGAAGCCCUUCAGCUGUCCCGAAUGUGGGAAGGCCUUCAGCGAUUCCUCCGCCCUGGUGAAGCACCAGCGGGUCCACACGGGGGAGAGCCCCUUUAAGUGCUCCAUGUGCGGGAGGGAGUUCACUCGGUCAUCUACACUGCUGGCCCACCAGCGGGUCCACACCGGAGAGAGGCCAUUCACUUGCUCACCGUGCAGGAAGGGCUUCACCCGCUCCUCCCACCUGCAGAGACACCAACGUGUUCACAGCGGGGAGAAGCCGUUCAUCUGCUCAGUGUGUGGGAAGGGAUUCACAAAUUCUUCCAACCUGCGGGCGCACCAGUGGGUCCACACGGGAGAGAAGCCCUUCACCUGCUUGGUGUGCAGGAAGGGGUUCACGCAUUCAUCUGCACUGCUGACCCACCAGCGGGUCCACACUGGGGAGAGGCCGUUCGGUUGCUCAGAGUGCGGGAAGGCUUUCCGUCGUGUGAGCAACUUGAGGAAGCACGAGCGGGUCCACACGGGGGAGAGGCCGUUCACCUGCCCCGAGUGUGGGAAGGGAUUCAUUGAUUCUUCCAGCUUGCUGAACCACCAGCAGAUCCACACAGGGGAAAGGCCAUUCACCUGCUCUGUGUGCGGGAAAGGAUUCAAUCAUAUGAGCAAUUUGCGGCAGCAUAAGCGGGUCCACACUGGGGAGAGGCCAUUCACCUGCCCCGAGUGUGGGAAGGGAUUUACCAACUCUUCCCACCUGCUGACCCACCAGCGGAUCCACACUGGGGAGAGGCCAUUCACCUGCUCCAAGUGCAGGAAGGGCUUCACCUGCUCCUCCGACCUCCAGAGACAUCAACGAGUUCACGUGCCAUCACAGGGAAAUUGAAGGAGUGACAGAUAAGUACCAUUUUUGACUAGACUAUCAACCCCGUUCUGGGGUCUCCCAGGUUUGAAUCCCACCGUGGUAGAUGGCGCAAUUGAAAUCUGGAGUUCAGAAUCAAAUGAUGAAACCAUUUUCAGGGGAAGAAAAACCCCACCUUAUUCACUCAUCUCCUUUUUUAGAGAAUGAAGCUACCUUUGCAGGAAAGGAAUCACUCGGUUAUUCCAGCUGCGUCCUUUACCUGGUCUGGCCUACCCCUGACUCCAGAGCCACAGCAGUGUGGUUGACUCUUGAUUGCAUCCCCCUCCUGUAUAUGAGCUGGAGAAACUAACUUGUACACAGGGUGUAGGCUGAAACUGCUGAGUGAGGCAAUACUUCCUCCAGGUGAAGGCUGUACCAGGGAUCCAGUUCCAAAGGGAUAAUUUGGUGCUGACCAAUAGUAAAGUAAGUGGGGGAUGGGGAGUGUGUGCACUUUGACCUUGAGCUUUUUAUUUAAAAAAACGCUACUUUUCGUGCACUUUUUUUUUCUGGGAAAAAUUGAAACUGUAA